This is a messenger RNA of Aegilops tauschii subsp. strangulata, 833 nucleotides long. NCBI's taxonomy places the organism in Eukaryota, Viridiplantae, Streptophyta, Magnoliopsida, Poales, Poaceae. The record is from RefSeq and is a predicted model, not a curated record.
CACACCAUUCGUUCCUUUUCCUUAUCCCCUCGCUCAUCUUCUUCCCAUGUGGCUCUCCCAAAUAAAUUCUCGCUGGUGAUGACCGCCGUUGAUGUCGGGAGCAGCCGUCGUCCACCAGCCCGGUGCUGCUCCGGUGAGUGGCCGCCAUCCACCCGCCCCGCGCUGCUCCGGCGGGCAUCUGCCCAUCCACCACCGCAGCCGUGUGGCAACCCAGCUUGCGGCGCGGAGUGGGGUGCUUCAACCAGCGGCGAGCGGGAGUGGCAGCCGUUGGCGACCGAGGAUGACCGCAGGCUGCCACCGGGUGCUGCAACCGACAAGCAAUUUUGCUGGAACCACGGCAACAAGUGUGGCAGAUCCGAUGAACAAGGGAAGGCCAUGGAGUUGAUUUGCUGGGACGGUGGACGGCGGUGGCGGCGGAGCUGCAACGGCGGUUGGUGGUAGGGAUGCGAUUGUGUGCCCCCGUGCUGCAACCACGGGGCGGUUGGGAGUUCCAAUGACAACCUCGAACACGGCGGUGACCUCGCGCGCGCGACGACGACGACUUGUUUGCGGCGCGCUGGCACGAGCCACCGACGGCAAGCGCAGGUCACGGGGCGGCCGACGAGCGCAUUGUUGUGCGACCGUGCGGGAGGCCGGGAGUGCGGAUGAAGACGACCAGAUGCGCUGGGUCGCGUUGGGCUCUAUCCUCUUUUUUUUUCUGCGAGAUGAACGCAAGAUCGUACGGUCUGAAAGCGAUGUAUCGUGUGGUAGGGCAGUGACCAGCCCAAAUUUAGGCCGGUGCGCCGGCGCCUAUCACUCGCCCUUUUUUAUACGCGGAAGAUGUUCUUAUGUUA